UUCUCUGCUGUCAGUGAACAGACUCACCUGUCUCUUCUUCUUCUCUGGUGAUAUUUAACCGUCAGCAUGUGUCGUCGCCCGUCUCUCUCUGCGGCGAUGUUGUCGGUGACACGUUCAUGGUAAAGUUCCUCUCUCGUGGCCGUGGCGGCGAGCGUGGGCAGCGCGACCUGCUGCGGCAGGUGAAGCGGCGGUGGCAUGCGACCGACGGGGAGAAAGAGAAAGAGAAGGACGAGGGAAAAGGAGGAGGAAGAGGAGUGAGGAUGAGAACGACGGCACGAUUCAGGCUCCAGGUGCCUCGUUUGGCUCUCAGUCGCCGUCUGAGCGUGCUCAGUGGCAGUGUGUCUCGACCCACCCCUUGGCGCCGUCGGCCAAUCGCCUUCCUCUGCUAUGUCCUGUCAGUCAGCACUCUGCGGCCGUUGGCCAAACGGGUGGCGUUGUACCGCUCCUUCCCGACUCGCCUCCUCUCUCGGGCCUGGGGUCGUCUGAACGGCGUGGAGCUCCCCACCUGGCUCCGGAAGCCCAUCUACUCCCUCUACAUCUGGACCUUCGGGGUCAACAUGCAGGAAGCAGCCGUGGAGGAUUUACAUCACUACAGGAAUCUGGGUGAAUUUUUCCGUCGACGUCUCAAACCUGCAGUCCGACCGCUCUGCGCCUCCUCCUGUCUGAUCUCUCCGGCUGAUGGGAAGAUCCUCCACUUUGGUCAAGUGAAGAACUCGGAGGUGGAGCAGGUGAAGGGGGUCACCUACAGUCUGGAGAACUUCCUGGGUCCACAGAAGAGACGGGGCAAUGAGUCCUCGUCGUCCUUCAGAGACCUCCUCCUGACGUCUCCUGAUAACGACCUGUUCCACGUGGUGGUCUACCUGGCUCCAGGUGACUACCACUGUUUCCAUUCGCCCACAGACUGGAGGGUGGAGCUCCGACGUCACUUCCCAGGCUCGUUAAUGUCCGUUAACCCCGGCGUGGCUCGAUUGGUCAAAGAGCUCUUCUGCCUUAACGAGCGCGUGGCGCUCACCGGCCAAUGGCAGCACGGCUUCUUCUCGUUAACGGCGGUUGGAGCCACAAACGUCGGCUCCAUCAGGGUUUACUUCGACCAGGAGCUUCAGACCAACGCUCCUCGCUACAGUAAAGGCUCCUUCCAGGACCGCAGCUACGUUGUCGUCGACGACCAGGUGGUGAAGGCGGCUGGUGAAGGGGGCGUGGCCUGUGUAGAGGGAGAGGGCGUGGUCUUGGAGAAGGGCGCGGCGGUGGGGGAGUUUAACCUCGGCUCCACCAUCGUUCUGCUGUUCGAAGCUCCGAAAGACUUCAGCUUCAACCUGCAGCCGGGACAGCGAAUCAGAGUGGGGGAGGGGCUCGGCAGCCUCUGAUUGGCCGAGCUGCAUCCUGGAGGGAGGGGCCUGAUGAUGAGGGACUGCCGGCGGCCACUGAUGAAAGACAGAGUUUAAGGCAUUGUGGGUAAUUUUCUCAAACAAAGAAGCAUUGGAGGACAUAAAGAGGACUCAAACUCCCAGAAUGCCUUGUGCCUCAUGGAGGUUUAAAUGCCAAACCUUUGUCUCUUUUUUUUUCUGUUGUCUCGUCAAAUAUUCCUUUAAAAUCACCAGAAACAUUCACGUCAUAUUUAACAAACUAGUUAUUAUUAAUUAUUAAUUCUGUUAAAGUGAAAAAAAAGUUCCUCCGUCCACUGAAACAGUUUGAAUGUUUAAAGCUUUAUUAACUUGUUGUUGUUGAAAGGUUGUUUUUGAACCAAUCAGAGCUGUCGGAGCCAUUAGCAUCAGCUCGCUGAUUGGUUGAAACCCAGCAGGUCGCCUGUGAUUGGUUGAAACCCAGCAGGACGCCUGUGAUUGGUUGAAACCCAGCAGGACGCCUGUGAUUGGCCAAAAAGAAGCAAUGAUGUUCUACUUUUGUAAAAUAUGUAAUUAUUAAUAAAUAUGUCUUUCUCA
This is a messenger RNA of Sebastes umbrosus (honeycomb rockfish), 1937 nucleotides long. It is a transcript of the gene pisd, whose product is annotated as phosphatidylserine decarboxylase. Gene Ontology annotation, cellular component: mitochondrion. Lineage: Eukaryota; Metazoa; Chordata; Actinopteri; Perciformes; Sebastidae. The record is from RefSeq and is a predicted model, not a curated record. Bases 117 to 1364 code for a protein of 415 amino acids. Gene Ontology annotation, molecular function: phosphatidylserine decarboxylase activity. The transcript has 8 exons. Gene Ontology annotation, biological process: phosphatidylethanolamine biosynthetic process.